GAGGGAAGAAGCAGAAGAAGAAGGUCGGUCAUAGCUUCUAGUGUAGCCAUGAUUGUCCAUCACGCCGGAUGUUCCCUGGAGCGCAUCGAACCCGAGUCAGCCUCGGUCGGUUACUCUGUGCGCUACACGGGGAUAGCCGUCUGCUCCGUCUUGGGCGUGGCCACGGUCGUUCUGUCCCUGUUCUUAUUCACCAAGCUCGUUCUGAAGGCGUCGGACGACGCGUCGGCUCGCAGGAGGAUGCGCGUCGUGGAGCGCGGUGGCUUGCCGAAGGAAAACGCGACGAGCAGGCCGACGACCAAGAGCCUGGACGACCUGAUCCGCUCCUUCUUCAGCCACUCGCCGACCGACGGAGACGACCGGCUGAGUCGAGCGACGCGCCAGUCGCACAACGACAGCGCGUACCGGCCGCACCUGGAAGCCGCCGCCGCCGAGAACGAUGGCAACGACGACGUGCAGAUACCGUACGUGGCCCCGCAGGCCGCGUCUACCGAGUCGCCCACGACGACCACCCCGUCGGCGCUGGGUCUCGGAGGGGGCACGCAGGCGUCGCGCCAUCGCGCGCGAUUCUACGGACGCAAGAGCCACCUGGAGGACGGCGCCUUUGCUCGAUUGGCCCGGACCGUGAGCAGCGACGACAGUGGCGGCGACCGACUAGGGGGCGAAGACAGUGGCUCAUAUAGAGUGUUUGGCGAGAUCUAGAAACAGAGAGCGGCUACGGCUAAUACCGUGGAUUUUCACUCACAUUCUGUAGUAUUCGCAUACUAAAAACGAUCAAUGUGCAUGACCGGUUGGGAUUUUUUGUUGUUGCUUUUUGUUAUUUCAAGCGCGAAUAAAAAUCGUACCUAAUCGUGCUUCUCAAACAAACGCGCAUGAUGCAGCAAGGAACGUAAUUGGGCAAGUCGGCAUUUCUCAGGAUGACACAGUUGUUCAGCAGGCUCGGCACUACGUCUUUUAAGUGACACAAGCCUUAGUGCUUGUAAGUUUCACAAGUAAGUAUAAAGGAGCAGGUGGUUUCAAAUGUGUGUUUAUUACUGUUAUAACCAAAGCCAAAUCUGGCGUGCCAGAGAAUGGUUUCGGUUCGUCCCUCAAAGUGCACCAUUGUUUCGCCCUCCUAGUUUUCUUGAUAUUGUGUAACUAAUCCCAAAUAUGGCACGUACAGACAGGGAGACGUAAUGUAUUUUUUCGCAAGAGUCCUUUCCUCC
Molecule: messenger RNA, 1202 nt
Organism: Dermacentor albipictus
Lineage: Eukaryota; Metazoa; Arthropoda; Arachnida; Ixodida; Ixodidae
Source: RefSeq, a predicted model, not a curated record